Molecule: messenger RNA, 12282 nt
Organism: Moesziomyces aphidis
Lineage: Eukaryota; Fungi; Basidiomycota; Ustilaginomycetes; Ustilaginales; Ustilaginaceae
Source: the annotation of a GenBank genome assembly
AUGUCGCACGCACCUUUCCCAGACGUGACGGGUCUGCGAACCUCCGGACCCGGCUUCUCGCGCGUCGGCCAGCAUUGCAAGCUCUUGCAAGUGCAACAUUCGCUUCCACUGCCACCGAGCUCAGCCUUGGCUUUUGCUCAGCACGACCUCAGCCUCGCCAUCCUCUCGGCAUGGUCUGCCAUCCUCUUCCAUUACGGCUCCCACGAGGCGUCCAACAUCGAGGUGCUCCACAUCCCCCAUCAAGGCACCGAAUCGAUCCUCGCUCUCGACUUUGACAAACAGCGCGAGCUCACAGACUACACACCGGCACAGCUCGCAAGUACUGUCGAUGCAGCCAGGCAAAGGCGCACUCCUACAGACAGCCUCGAGCUCGGCUAUGCUGCUUUCUAUGAGGCUGCCGACGCACACCAACCAUCCAGCCGCUUUGACCAGCUCGAGCUCAGCACAAGACCCGAAAUCUCGCUCGCCCUCUCCUUCCACCUUCCGCAGCCCGACCAGCUCCUCCUUGAACUCAAGGCCGCCCCCGCCGUCCACUCGGAACAGUCGGCUCUGCUUCAGCUUCGCCAGGUCGCAGCUCUCCUCGAGUCCUACCGCGCAGACGCUCACCAACAUGCCUUGUCCGUAGAGCGCUUCGACUGGAGCCUGCGCGCUGCCGACAAUCCCAACUACGCCCAUCUGCCAGACCCGGAGCAUCUGCAGGGCCAACAUGCAGACAGGCUCGAAACCGAGUUCGAAUACUUUGCCAACACCACGCCCGACGCGCUUGCCCUCGACUUCCGCUUCGACCUCAACGAUCAUCGCUCCACAAAGUGGACCUACGCAGAGAUGAACCAGCGCGCAGAAAAGGUCAAGCAGCUUCUCUGGAGCCACGGCAUCGGCUCCGCCAGCUCCGAUCCAAACCAAGACCACAUCGUCGCCCUCUACCUCGAAAAGAGCCCAGAGACCUACCUCUCCUUCAUCGGCGUGCUCAAGGCCGGAGCUGCCUGGUGUCCCAUCGAUACCGACUGGCCCGCCUCCCGAAGGCAAGCGCUCCUUGCAAAGUCCAACGCAAAGGUCGUCCUCACCCACGACGACAACAUCUCCAAGCAGCUUCAAGACGACCUGCAGAGCGACGACGUCAAGAGCAAAGGCGGCAUGAAGGCCAUCCGUCUCGAUCAGCUCGACGACGAGCUGCAGCACAUCCACACGCCAGCUGAACCUUUCGAUUCUCGUGACAUACACCAGCUCGCCUACAUGAUCUGGACCUCUGGCACCACCGGCCUCCCCAAAGGUGUCGGCAUCCAGCACGAAGCCAUCAUCCAGGCCAUGCGUGCCCUUCGCCUCUACAUCCCCUACGGCAAGGACAAGAUCGGCACAGACCAGAUCCGCUACCUCCAGUACUCGGCCUACAACUUUGACCUCUCCAUCAUGGACUGCUUCUACACCUGGGGGCUCGGCGGCACCAUCUGCUCCUGCCCACGCGGCGUCCUCCUCCAAGAUCUCGUCGAAGUUGGCAACAGCAUCCAGCCCACCCACACGCUCCUGACGCCCGCCGUUAUGGCCAUGACCGAGCGCCAUCGCGUGCCGAGCCUAAAGGUCGUCAUCUCCGGAGGCGAGAAGCUCAGCCAGGUCGUCGCAGACGAAUGGAGCAAAGACUGCUGUCUCCUCAACCUCUACGGCCCCGCUGAAGCCACGCUCAUUGCCAUGAAUCGCCGCGUGCCCUUCGGCGACCGUGUCAAGGCUCCCAACAUUGGCGUCGCACUUCCCACCGUCUCCUGCCAUGCGCUCGACAAGCACGAUCGCGUCGUCAUCAAGGGCGCCGUCGGUGAGCUCGUGCUCGGCGGACCCCAGCUCGCACGCGGAUACGUCGGCGAUCCCGUCAAGACCGCCGACAAGUUCUUCCCGCACCCGCAGCUCGGCCGCGUCUAUCGCACCGGCGACCUCGUGCGUCAGCUCGAUAAUCAGGAGUUCGAGUACCUCGGACGCAUCGAUGACCAGGUCAAGAUCAACGGCAUCCGCAUCGAGCUCCUCGAAAUCAACGCCGCCAUCAAGAACAGCCACGACCACAUCAAGGACUCCGAGACCAUGGCCUUUCCCAAGAAGGACAACGAAAGCGAGCAGCAGAUCAUCAACUUUUCCGCUCUGCCCGGCGGCAACCCCGGCGAGCUCCUGCGCACCGACGACGACGCCGUCAGCGUCGCACGCCAAUUGCAGAUCAAUGCCAAGCAGAACCUGCCCUCCUACAUGGUGCCAAACCUGUUUGUCAUUCUCUCGCACUUCCCGCGCACGUCCAGUGCAAAGAUCGAUCGCGUCGCGCUCAAGAACGUCCUGGCCACAUUUGACCAGCUCGAUUGGGAGAACAAGCUCGCCAAUGACGGCGAUGCCGACGAACAAGCACAGCCUUCGGAGGCGGAAGCCUGCCUGCGCAAGUGGCUCGCCAAGCUGUGCAACGUCGAUGCGGCCAAGAUCGGGCGCAAGACGCCGUUCACCAGCGUCGGCCUCGACUCCAUCCGAGCCAUGUCCUUCUCCCAGCGCGUCUCGCAAGAAGGCUUUUCGGUCUCCGUCCUCGACGUCGCCCGCUACCCGACUCUCAAGGCUUUGGGUGAGCAUCUGGCGAGCUCGCAGUCCAGCUCCACCGAGCGUGCAGAGCGCGCGGCUGAGUUCCUCGCUCGAUGGGAUGCUGCCUUCCGCCAGCCCGUCGUCCAAUGGCUGCGUCAAAAGGCCGAGUCAAAGUGCGAUGGAGCCGAGAUCCAGUCAGUGCUUCCGUGCACGCCUCUGCAGGAGGGUAUGCUGGCCGAGUCUCAACGCGAUGCGUCGAGUUACCGCAUCCAACGCCAAUACCAGCUGCCAGCUGGUUGCGAGUUGGAUCGCCUUCGUCACGCCCUCAUCCGCACUGUCGAAAACUUUGACAGUAUGCGAACUUCGUUCGUCGACGUCGGCUCCCUCGAUGUUGACACGGGCAGCCAGCAAUGGCCUUUCCAGCCGCACUUCUUGCAGGUCGUCUGGAAGCACUGCACGCCGGUGAUCGAACAGUUCCAUAUUGGCGAGGAUGAUGAUUGCGAGCAGGCGAUCCUGGCAAGCGCAAAGUCUCUGCGCCUCGACCCCUUUGGCGAUGUUCCACCGGUUGCAUUUCUGCUCGUCACGCAGGGCAGCCAGUCUUCGCUGGUGUUUGUCGCCCACCACAGCACCUACGAUGCCCGCUCGUUGGGCAUCUUUGAGGACUACGUGGAAGCCCUGUAUGAAGGUCAACCACCGCCUCCUUCGCAGCAGUUCUCCGCUGCGCUCUCGCACAUCCUACCGAUCGACGAGAGCGAGGCACGCCGCCACUCGGACAUAUGGACGCAGGCGUUGGCAUCCUACCCCAAGGGCGAAUCCGUGCACUUUCCCGUCCUGUCUCUCAUCAAGCCCCCGCAAGGCGACGCAGCCGAGGCUAACCUGCACGAGUCGCGCUACAGGCAGGCGAGUGUAACGUGGAAAGAUGUUGAGGCCGUUGGUCGCCGUCUUGGUGUCUCUGCGCGUCCUCUGAUUCAAACCGCAUGGGCUGUCGUGCUUUCCGCCUAUAUCGAGUCGCAGCAUCUAGUCCUUGGCGACUCGGUGUCGGGUCGCACCGCCUCCGCUGAGCUCGACCAGGUAUACGGGCCGGUUCUCUCCACCGUGCCUGUGCCCUUCGUCCUUCGCCCUGAACAGACGCUCGAGAGCCUGGUCAAGGACACUCACUCAUUCCAUGCUUCAGUCAUGGAAGCCCAGCAUACAGAUCUCGGUGCCAUUCGCAAGAUGCUUCAGGUUGCGCCUGGCGAGCCUUUGUUCCACUCGGUGUUCGUCUUGGAGCCCGCUCCAUCGCCAGAGAACGAAGCGGACGAAGCGCACUUCCGUCUGUCCAAGCUCGCCGAUCUCGCCGUGGCCACCGAGCACGAGCUCGGUGUCGAGGUCCUUCCGGCAUCGGACGGAUCGAUCCAGCUGGGUCUGAGCUGGCACAAGAGCCUAGUCAGCACCGCUUUCGGCACCUUGCUCCUCGACCAAUUCGAUCGCAGCAUUGCCGCUCUCUGUGCUUCCUCGGACACCAAGAUCGAGGCUUUCCUUCGCGACAGCUCGCAAGACAAGGAGCAGCAGCACCGACUGUAUUCGAUCACCGAAGAGAGCUCGUCCAAGACGGAUCGAUCCGCUACUUUCUCUGGCGUCGCAGACGCUCUGAACCGAGAGGCGAUCGCUGACAAGAGAUGCGCUGUUGAGGUCUACCACGAAGUGGCUGAUUCGGCAUCUCAUCGCCGCGCAGCAGCUUCAAUUUCGUAUCCAGAACUUGAACAGGCCAGCCAGGGCGUGGCAAGUCUGCUGAGGCAUCUGCCGCGCAACUCGGUCGUCGGCGUCUGUCUUGAGCGCAGCCUCGAGAGCUACAUUGCACCACUGGCGAUCUUGAAGGCGGGGCAUGCGUACUUGCCGCUCGAUUCGACUCUGCCGGUGGAGAGGAAGAGGGAGCUUCUUCAAGACAGUGGCGCGGCUCUCCUCAUCAGUUCGGGCGACGAUCUGGUGCCCGAAGCACCGGUCGGCUUAGAGCGACUCAACACCCAGUCUGACCGUUUCAGAGGUGCAGUUCACGCUGUCCAAGGUGGCGACGAAGUGCAAGCGGCCAUGGUAUCGCCGGAUGACGUUGCUUUCAUCAUCUACACCUCUGGCUCGACUGGAAAGCCAAAGGGAUGCCUCUUGACGCAGGCCAAUCUGGCUGCGGCCAUCGACGGAUUCCACACCUCGUACGAGCGCGAGGCGCCGGGCUCGUUCGAACCUCCGGCGCGAUUCCUCGCUCGGUCGGCGGAAGCGUUCGACGUCCACCUUCUCGAGAUCUUCCUCUCGCUCAGGGUCGGAGCGACGAUCGUCACCGGUUCUCGAGCUCUAGUCCACGACGAUAUCGCCAAGACAAUGGCUACGCUCGAGAUCACGCACGCCUGCGUGGUGCCUUCGCUGUUCUUCAGCAAGGGAGACCGAGUCAAGCCGGCUGAUGUGCCUUCGCUCCGCGCACUCAUCAUCGGCGGCGAGGCACUCACACAGGACUUGUGCCAGCUGUGGGGCAGCGACGGGGCGGAGAGACCCGUGGUGCUGAAUGCCUACGGCCCUAGCGAAGCGACCAUCGGCAACUCGGUCGCGCGGGUGAGCAAGCGCUCGCGUCCCAACAACAUCGGCAGGCCAUUCCCGGGAAGCCAGUAUCUCGUGCUCAAACAGAUCUCGGGACGUCUCGUGCCCACCCUGCGCGGUGAACCUGGCGAGCUGUACAUCGGCGGCGAGCAAGUAGCGCAAGGCUACUUGAACCGUCCGGAUUCGGAUUCGUUCGUCGAGUACAACGAACAACGCGUCUACCGUACGGGCGACAUGGUGCGACUGCAUCCCAGCGACGAGGCCGAGUACCUCGGCCGGAUGGACGGAUCCCAGGUCAAGGUCCGAGGUGCGCGUCUGGAGCUUGGCGAGGUGGACGCCGCGCUUUCGACGUGUCUGAACGAGGAGCUCGGCCAGGGCGGCGCAGCGGUCACGAUCCAUUCCGACCACCCCAAACUCGAGGGGCCUGCCCGUCUCGUCUCUUUCUUUGCGCCUCAGACAGCGAGAUUGAAGCAGGACGAGGUCCAGGACAAGUCGUCUUUGCUGUUGCAGGAUGGUCAAGCUGCGGCUCGCGCGGCUGAAUUGAGGAGGCGCGUUCGAGCGCGACUGCCUCAGUACAUUGUCCCGAGCAUCGUGCUUCCGCUUGCCUUGCUUCCGAUCGCCUCGUUAUCCGGCAAGGCAGACAGACGGCUGCUCAAGGAGCUCUAUCACUCCAUUGAUCCAAGCCGUUUGGCAGAUGCCGGCGCCUCGAGCGACCAGCCGAAGAGAGAGCUCACGGACAGCGAGCAGGCUGUGGCUGCAAUCGUGAAGGCCUCGAUCCGUCUGGCUUCGGAAGUCAAGCUCACCCAUGAUCUCGACCUGAUCAUGGCGGGUCUGGACAGUCUGAGUGUCGUGACGCUAUCGAGCCGGCUGCGAAGCAAGGGCUUCCAUAUCUCGGUGGCGUCCAUCAUGAACGACCCGACCAUCGAAGCGAUCGCUCGCCAAGCAAGGAACAGCGACGUAGCCUCAACGAACCAGGGCCAGGAGAAGUGGGACAAGCGCGUCUCGGACUUGACCUCCAAAGCAAGGGAGUUGCCGCAAUUCAGCCAGAUCGCGGUCGAGAUGGCACUCCCCUGUGUCCCGAUGCAGACCGCUCUGAUCUCCCAGGCCAUCGCCAACGAGAGUAGCACGCCGCCUUACAUCACUACCAUCACCAUCGAUGUGGCGAGCCGCGAGUAUUCGCUCGAGCAGAUCCGAGACGCAUGGCUGGGCACGCUCGCCCGACAUGCCAUCUACCGCACGGUCUUUGCAGAGGUCGAGCAGAACCUUGUCCAGGUGGUAUUGGCGCCCGAGGCGGUGCAAGCGAGCUGGUCCGUCGGCGAGGUGGCCAUUCCGACCGGCCCCGAGCUGGCGCAGUAUCACUCCAAGACUGCACGCGAGAUUGUCGCUAGCAUGGACGAGAAGCCUGCGCUUCGUCUCAAGCUGUGGCGCGGUCCGAAUGCGACUCCCGUGCUUUCGUUGACGUGCUCCCAUGCAAUUUAUGACGGCGACUCGAUCCGCAUGCUGUUGCAAGAGGCAUCGGGUCGCCUGACGGGCACACCGAAGGACUCGCAAGCCACGCCAUUUGCAGCCGCUGCGCGCGUCAUUGUCGGAGACGCAGACGACGGAGCGGCGAAGAAGUUCUGGUCCGACAUGCUGUCGGGCUUCUCGCUGAACCCCGUGCCCAAUCUGACCGGUGUGCGUCCCGAGACGCAAGCUAGUCGCAGCAAAGAGCUCGCCAUCGCAUCGUCGAUUCCCUUCUCGAAGCUCGAGGCGGUGGCUAGGGCAGGCAAGGUGACAGUACAGUCGCUUCUCGUCGCAGCCUACGCGAGCCUUCUCGGACUGUAUGUGGGUGAAGACGAUGUGACGCUCGGCUUGGUGCUCUCGGGUCGAAGCGUUCCGGUGGACGACAUUGCGUCCAUCCACGGACCGUGUGUGACUACGGUGCCUCUACGCCUGACCGACGCUCGGUCGGCAAAACUGGACCAGCUGAGCACACGCGCACACCGCGCCAUCAAUGCUCUGCUGCCCUAUCAGCACACGUCGCUGCCUCAGCUGAUGCGCUGGCUCGACCUAUCGCGCACUCCGUUCGAGGCCCUCUUCUCGUACCUGGGUCAGAGCGAGGCAACGUCGCAGCCACCGCUCUUCUCCGAGGCAUCCACCCAGAUGGAACGCGACUAUCCACUGGCCAUCGAGAUCAGCGCUACGGAUGAUGCUAUCAGCCUUCAUCUCGCCUUCGAUGCGAGACUGAUCCCCGCCGAGCAGGCAAAUCUUAUGCUGGCUCAGUACGAGCAGCUUCUUCACACGCUCAUCGACUCGGAGCCUAAGGACGAACACCUGUCCAUUCUCAACAAGGACUGCUAUGUACCCGCGAAUUCGAGCGAGACCAUCAUUUCGCGAUUCGCCGAGCAUGCCCGAGAAACUCCUGACGCACCUGCUGUCGUGUUUGCCUCGAACAUGCAGGAAGCCCCUCGAACCACGUCUUACGCCGAGCUGGAUCAGAUGAGCUCGAACAUCGCGAGCCACUUGGUGGGCAAGCCUGGCAAGUUCAUCGGCAUUCAUCUGCACAAGGAAGGCCCAGAGCUGUACGCUGCGAUCCUGGCCGUCUGGAAGGCAGGCAAGGCGUACCUGCCUCUGGAUCCGACACUGCCAAGCGAGCGUCUGGCGUACAUGAUCGAGUCGGUCGACGACUGUCCCGUCAUCGCCAGUCGCACCACGUCCAAGGGCCUGGCAGACUUCAGCUGUGAAGUGCUGGACCUUGCUGAUCUCGUGGCAACGCGAUGCGACGAGCAGCUGCCAUCGAUCAGCCUGGACGAUCCCUGCUACCUGCUGUUCACAUCCGGAUCGACGGGCAAGCCCAAGGCGGUUCAGAUCAACCAUCGUGCGAUGGCUGGAGCGCUGUUCUCUUGGGAGCGGAUGCUGCCGUUCACAAAGCAGUCGCGCUUCCUGCAGCUCGCCUCGAUCGGCUUUGACGUAUCGUUGAUCGAGGUGUGCAUGCCGUUGUCGCUUGGCUUCUCGAUCGGCACGGCUCCCAAGCAGGAGCUGCUCGAGGAUCUCACGCACGCGAUCCAGCACCUCGGCAUCACCAUCGCCGAUCUGCCCGCCGCUCUGGCUGGCACGGUGCAUCCGGACGACGUGCAGCUCGAAUGGCUCAUGAGCGGAGGCGACGUCAUCGACUCUCGCGUCGUCGACGAGUGGAGCCGCGCGGGCCGUCUGCUCAUCAACGCUUGGGGUCCGACCGAGGCCACGAUCGGCAACACGCUCGGUCCCGUCAAGCCAGGCGCAACGCGCAACGCGAUCGGCCACGUCUAUCCCGCGUCGGCCCUGUACGUGCUCGAAGAGGGCUCGAAACGUAUCCUGCCCUCGGGCGCCAUCGGCGAGCUCGUAGUCGGGGGUCCCCAGGUAGCCGACUGCUACUAUGGCCGUGAGGAGCUGACAGCAGAAAAGUUCAUCCGCCUCGAGGAUGGUAGCCGCGUCUACCGCACAGGUGAUCUUGGACGCUUCCUGCACGACGGCACCGUCGAGUGUCUUGGCCGCAUCGGCUCCGAUCGCCAGGUCAAGGUCAACGGCCAACGCAUGGAGCUCGACGAAGUGUGUGCGGUUCUUGCUGGGCAGGCGGGCGUGCACGAUGCAGACGUGCAGUACCUCAAGCAUCCCUCGAUGGGAUCCAAGCAGCUUGUCGCGUUUGUGGCGCCCGCCGAAAGCCGGCCGGCUAACGGAGACAUGCAUGCACGCGAAGACGACGCUGCGAUGCAGCUGUGCGUGCAACUCGAGCAGGAGGCUUCGAAGCGGCUUGCGGCUUACAUGGUGCCGACGCACUGGAUCGUCACUAGCAGCGCGCUCCCGCUCACGCACAACAACAAGACGGACCACAAGGCGCUCGCUGCGUUCUACGAGCAGAUCGACGCUGCGCUGCUGCGCUCGCUUGGCGCCAAGCGCGAGGGGGCCUCGUCGAACCACGCCUGGACCGAGACGGAGGAGAGGCUGCGCAAGCAGAUCGCCGAGUACUGCGACGUGGCCGAGGACGAGGUGACGCGGAACACGUCGUUCCACCGUCUGGGCAUCGACUCGAUCUCGGCGAUUCGGCUGGUCAAGCAGCUGCGAAAGCUCGGCUACUCGUUCACGGUGGCCGACGUUCUCAGCACACCCAACAUCGCGGCCCUGGCCGAAAGGCAGGCACAGAACUCAGAUGUAUCGGUCAACGGCCACUCGAGCCAAGCAGGCCUCAAGGAGUGGACGAAACGCGUGGAGGAGACCGCAGCUGCUGACGGCUGGAAGCUGGAUGCGGACGAGUCGAUCGUGUCCAUCCUGCCCUGCACGCCGCUGCAGACCGGAAUGAUCGCUCAGUCGCUCGCGUCGGGCGGCAGCCUCUACUUCCACCACCACGCCUUCCAGCUGCGCGGCCUCUCGCCCGAGCACGUGUCGGCAGCGUGGACCAAGCUCGUCGAGCGCCUCGACAUUCUGCGCACCUCGUUCCACGCUGUGGAGGGUGAGCAUGCGUGGGCUCAGACGGUGCAUUCGCGCAUCGAGCCGCGCAUCGUCAUGCACACUGGCAGCAUGGCCCGCCGCGACCUGCACACGCUCGACGGCCAGCUCUCGUUCGAGGACGAGCAAGCUUUCCGCCGACCUCCGCAUGUUCUGCACGUGUGGCCGGCUCACGACGAUUCGCUUGCUCUUAUGCUCAGCAUCCACCAUGCGCUGUACGACGGCACGUCUCUGCCGCAGCUACUCGACGACUUUGAGUGCCUGCUCUUCGGCGACGAGCAGCGUCUUUUCGCGCGUCUGCCGUUCCACGAGCUGGCGCCGUCGCUUCUUUCGCGCGAAGAAGAUGUGCAGCACUGGUCGCAUGCGCUAGCUGGCUUCCAGCCGUGCCUGCUGGCCCCGCAGCCGAGCCAACGCGGCAGCGCGGUUCUGGUCGAGCGCCAGCUGGGCGUGACGGCGUCCGAGCUCGAGUCGCGCUGCCGCACGCUCGGCGUCUCGCCGCAGGUGCUGUGCAACCUCGCGUUCGCCAAGCUGCUAACGCUCGAGAGUGGCUCGCGGGAUGUGUGCUUCGGACAGCUGUUCGGCCUGCUCGACCUCGUCCCGGAGGCCGACACCGCGGUGGGUCCUGCAUUCAACUCGGUCGCCACCCGCAUCCGGUUCGCGAGUCUGGACGAGCCCGUCAAGACGGUGGCGGCGGCACUGCAGACUGCCAACGACGCCGGACGCGCGCAUCGACGAGCGGCGCUGCGCGACGUGCAAGCGGCCAUGGGGCAGGGACAGCUAUUCGAUGCGCUGUUCGACUACCAGCGCGCCUACGACGAUGCGGAGAGCAAGCUGCAGCCCGUCGAGCUGCAGGCAGAAGACGAGGCGGCACAGUACACGCUCAACGUCGCGUUUGUGCAAGGCCCCAGCCGCGUCUCGAUUGUCGCCAAGGCCGACAGUGCGCGCUUCGACCGAGCGGGCCUCGAAGAGAUGGUGCAACGUCUCGAGGCGCUGCUUGAACAUGCGGCUACGCGUGCCGACGAGCGCGUAUCGGCGCUGCCCGAUGCGUGCAAGUCGCUUGCGUUCCCGCAGCACUUGCCCGCCGAAACCAACGGAACGAGGACGGCCUCAGUCAACGGUACGUCGAACGGUACGUCGGACGGAAAGCACGCUGAGCUCGACAGGGACGGCCAGAAGCUGGCGGCGAUCAUCGCGCAAGUGGCUGGUAUCGAGGCGCAUGCGCUGCACGGAGAGACACAGCUGGCGUCGCUCGGGCUCGAUUCGGUGUCGGCGAUCCGCAUUGCAUCGCAGGCGCGCCGGGCCGGCCUCCGCCUCGGCAUGGGCGAAAUCGUCGCUGCCCCGACGAUCAAUGCGCUGGUGUCGCGCUCGGCGCCGCGCACCAACGGACACGGUGCGAACGGGACUGCGAGCAAGCCGCACGUGUCGCCGGCGCUGGCCGAGCGCGUGGCGGCCGAGCUCGGGGUGGAGGCAUCGGAGAUCGAGUGUGUGCUGCCCAAGCUGUGGCUCGCCGCCUGGGCGCAGAAGGCUGGCGCGGGCGGAUUCAGCUUUGCAUACCGGCUGCCCGGGCUGGACGCGCAGCGUGCCCGGACAACGUGGGCACAUCUGCGCGCGACGCACGCGAUCCUACGCACCGCGCUGCUCGUAGGUAACGGCAGCGAGGCACAGGUCGUGCUGGCCGCCAAGGCGCUCGGAGAAACGCCGCACUUUGAAGAGGCGCAUGUGGGCGAGGAGAAUGUGGACGCGACGGUGCGGCAGGUGGUGGCGCAGCAAGCGGCGGCUGGGUGGAAGACGCUGCGUGUGCCGCCAGUGAAGCUCACGGUGGUGGGAGACGUGCUCGUGUUUUCGCUGCACCACGUCGUGUACGAUGCCUUUUCGAUCGAGGCGCUGGUGCGCAACUUUGCUGCGCUGUACCACGGCCGCUCGCCGCGUAGCGCAGCGUCGUGGGUCGAGGCGGUGCAGCACGUCGCUCGCGAGCAGGACGCACUGGUACGCUCGGGCGACGCACAGCGCUUCUGGGCCGAGGCUCUGUCGGGUGGCGAGUCGGCGGUUCUUUCGGCCAGUGCGGCCGCGGGAGGAGAGUCGUUCGAGUCUCUCAAGGGUGCUAUCCGCGUGUCUGACGAUGUGGAGACACGACUGCGCGCGGCACGCGUGUCUCUCCCGGCGCUCGUUCUCGCAGCGUGGGCCACCGAGCUAGGUGCACGUCUCGAACUGCAGCCCGACGCAGCGCCGCUGUUUGGGCUGUACCAGCUGGGCCGAUCGACCUCGUUCGAGGGCAUCGACACGGUGCAGGGGCCGCUGCUCAAUAUGCUGCCCAUGCGGCUGCACGGUGCGAUGCUGGUGGACCGCGCACGGUCUGCAGUUGUCCAGCUGCGGGAGCGGGCGCGCUAUGAGCAGACGUCGCUGAGCGAUGCACACGCCUGGGCUGGGCUGCAGCCGCACGCGUACAAUACCGCGGUGAAUGUGCUGCUCGACUCGCCGGGCGACGGGGCGGAUGAGAUGCAGCCCGUCGACAUCGGCGUACCCACCGAGUAUGCUGGUGUGCAGCAGCAAAGUGCCGAGGAGGUGUGGCAGCCCAAGGUCAGUGUGGAUGUCGUGUUGACGCGCGGUGGGGUGGAUUUGGCCGUCAAGGCUGCUCACGAGGCGUUGGAGGCGCAGCAGCUCAAGGGGUUGCUCGUGUCGCUGACGCGUCGCAUCCAGCAUGCGCUUGACCAGCUGUGA